Funneliformis caledonium is the source of this 281-nucleotide messenger RNA. Lineage: Eukaryota; Fungi; Glomeromycota; Glomeromycetes; Glomerales; Glomeraceae. The record is from the annotation of a GenBank genome assembly.
GGAAGCUUCUUGGACAGCUCUGGACGGUUCCUGGACGGUUCUUGGACAAUUCUUAUUGGGCGAAUCUUGACCGGUUGUUCGUUGGAAUCGAACCAACUGGGACUAUGCCCAAACCAUUAACAACAAAUAAUGUUGGAGUUACAAACUUAAAAGACACGGUAGCUGCCGCAAAUAUGCUUCGAACAGGAAGCGAACAAAUUCAUGCGUCAUUCAAAACGAACCAGACUUACGGGGAAGAUAUCAAUAAUGCUUUACGUGUUCAUAACGUAGAUUCUGAAUGA